AUGCGGAUUGUAGUUGCACAAGAUCUGAGUGGGAGCCAUGCGCCGCCAGAAGCUUACUACGUGUAUAGUCAUUCACAGAACCACCUGGCAGAGAGCCAGGAGAACUGCAGCGGGGGCAGGGGAUUCAAGUGCAAGAUCACCGGCGAAUCGGCGGGAGCAAUCAUUAUAGCACUCAAAAAAAAUAUUGCAACAUUUUAA
Molecule: messenger RNA, 198 nt
Organism: Drosophila elegans
Lineage: Eukaryota; Metazoa; Arthropoda; Insecta; Diptera; Drosophilidae
Source: RefSeq, a predicted model, not a curated record